Rhipicephalus sanguineus (brown dog tick) is the source of this 682-nucleotide messenger RNA. Its product is annotated as chromatin complexes subunit BAP18. The transcript is spliced from 5 exons. The record is from RefSeq and is a predicted model, not a curated record. Gene Ontology annotation, cellular component: MLL1 complex; NURF complex. Bases 141 to 602 code for a protein of 153 amino acids. NCBI's taxonomy places the organism in Eukaryota, Metazoa, Arthropoda, Arachnida, Ixodida, Ixodidae.
AGAGCACGUAAGAAGUCGUAGACAAAUCCAAUUCGAUUAUGGCGGCGGUUACAAUGGCGUUAGAAGUUCGACACUAGUUAACUGUAGCGCUUCCAAAGAACUUGCAGGGCGUUUGACUCGUUCUACGUUUGGCGCUGAAAAUGAGUCAUGGGAGUGCAAGUAAGGUGGGGGAAAUUUUCACAGCCGCGGGAGCUGCGUUCACCAAGCUCGGUGAAUUGGCUGUCCAGCUGUACUCUGCUUCUGAGCCAUCGCCAGCCGGGGGCAAGUGGACUGACGACGAGGUCGAGAUGCUGCGCAGUGCAGUGAAGCGCUUUGGAGACGACCUGAAUAAACUUAGCGAUCACAUAAAGAAUCGCACCAUCAGUCAGAUCAAGAACAGCAUGAAGCGUAAAGCAUAUGAGGAGGCAGGCAUUCCCAUUAAGAAGGCCCCGCCCAAGGCAGAAGCGGCACCACCACCUCCACAACCAACAUUAGCUGCAGGCCUGCAAGCUGCCACAAAGUCUGCUGACAUAACACUGAACAUGCUGAAUGCAACCGAGACUGAAGUAGACGUUGAAGGCCUGGGUGGAACUGGCAAACUUGACUACGACAGCUCCUCCUAAGGUCACCACCACCUGAAUAUCAUUCACAAGUUCAUGUACAAAUCAUAUCUCAAUGCAAAUGAAACUCAUCAGUGAUCAAA